This is a messenger RNA of Penicillium brasilianum, 1812 nucleotides long. NCBI's taxonomy places the organism in Eukaryota, Fungi, Ascomycota, Eurotiomycetes, Eurotiales, Aspergillaceae. The record is from the annotation of a GenBank genome assembly.
CAUCCACCACAAGCAGCGCUCCCUCCCAAAAUGUCCGCCGAUCCGAGUGCCCUGUCGGCAGUCGACCUAGAUGACGAGCCAUACGAGUCCGCCGAGGAUGAGGAUUUCCAGCUCGAUCCGGCGCAAGAUGAGUCCGAGCUAUCCUCAUCCGAGGACGAAGCUGCUGAGCCCGCGAAGAAGAAACGCAAGGCCGAUAAGAAAGAUGAGGUCGUCGCAGACGAACUAGAUUCUGGCGACGAAGCUACGAUACAGAAAGCGCGGGACAGACGGAAUCAACUCAAGAGGAAAAAGGCCAAGGGCAAGAAUGUGGUCGACGACGAGGAUCUUGAUUUCGACGAGGCUGAGGAAGGGGGAACUGGAGGUUUUGUGCGGACACGCGCAAUGAAGAAACACAUACAGGAAGAGGAGCGUAAACCGCUGGCUCGAAUCGACGGCGCCACGGUGGAUGUCGAUGCCCUGUGGGCGCAGAUGAAUGCUCCCGAGAGUCAAGUGGCCCUGGAGGCUUCCCAAAUCGAGCACAAGCUUGAACCGACGCCAGACGAAUCCGACCAUGUCGCCAGUAUGAGUGCGCCAAAGCAGAAUGCCCCAGAAUCGGACGACAAAACGCGCCAUGGCCAACACAAAGAACAAAUGGUGAAGAUCAAGCGCACAUACAAAUUUGCGGGCGAGUGGAUCACCGAGGAAAAGGUGGUUCCGAAGGACUCCGCUGAGGCGAAGGCUUUCCUGUCUAGCGGCGAGAAUGUGGAAUACGCAGAGGUCGAAAAUGCCAACAGCGCGACGAGUACCGCUAAUCUGCGCCGUCCUCUGCGGAAGAUCUCGCGAUUCGACCCCAACCCAACCGGCUUAAUCAAAAAGAGUUGGGAGAAACACGCCACGGAGACUGCGGCAGACGCAGCCGGGCCUAAGAUCAACACCGUCGAGAAGUCCAGACUCGACUGGGCGCAGUAUGUGGAUCAGGCUGGGAUUAAGGACGAACUGCGGACACACAGCAAAGCCAAAGAAGGAUAUAUGGGCCGUAUGGACUUCUUGGGACGUGUGGAAUCCAAACGAGACGAGGAAGCCCGACAGGCCCGUCUCAAAGGCAUUUAAGGCUACUAUUAUCUGCCUUUCUGGUUUGCUCGCCUUCUCUUAUCUACCACAUUCGGGCAACAGAUUCCGACCAUACACAAAUCUUACCGCAGCACAGUGCCUCGAAUGGAUCGGAAAAUCUUCCUGCAGAGUGCAUGCCACCAAAGUCUUGUCCAGAUCCCAUGAGUUCUGCUGCAAAAUGGGUUGAAACGCCGGCAGCUCCCGCCUUCUUCAAACAACCAGCCAGCCGAUCUUUUUCGAAGUGGGAAACUCCCCGAGUACGCAUCUCUCAUCGAUGAUCAAGUGGAUAGACUUGUAAAAUAGUCCGCGGCGACCACUUGAUCUGUACAGAGCCGGGGCCCCCAUGCUGAUCGCCGGCGGUCAUGCGAGCUCGUACAUCACCCAAGUCGGGGGCGGGCCAUUACAGGAAAAUGGAAGAUUGCUUGUCGUAUUCUUGACUUUCUGUGGAGAAUCUGUAUUUUUACUCGAACGCUACUCAAUUGCGGUCGGCCCUUUGCUGAUUGCUUUCCUUCCAUGGGCGUCAAAACCCAUGUUGUGUGCUAUGUACUAUAGUCUCCAGGACACCAAACCAGAUACCCUUACUCACAUCGUUACAUCACAGAAAGUGAACUCAUUUGUAAAGAUCUCUCAUAUCGAUAUCAGGCCAGACUACAUCCUUGCAUCAUUCCAUUGCGGAUCCUCACUUGGGCACGUACUUGAUGCCGGUCGUAGGGCAGCUCGACG